UCUUAGUCGACUCUGAUUUUUCCAUUUGUUUCGUAGCUCGAGCACGGAUACGCUUCGUUUUUUUUGAUCCAGUUCUCAACGGUCAUGACGACAACGAUUCAAAAGCUGAAAUCCGAAAACUAGUAGAGCGAGAUGACGAAGAAAUGGUAAUGGAGGAGCGUGACGUCAUUAUCUUAAGGACGAGACGCAACAGUGUGAUUGUGUUGAUACAAAAUGCCGAACCUCGAGUUCGGACUUAAACACGCCGGAAUAGAAGUACGUGGCAAGUAGGACAACAACUUUAAUCGAUCAUAUUCUGGGUUUCCCUGAACAAGUCCUCAUUCUCAUACGAGCACUAAUGCAGGGCUUCCAGCGCAUGUCAGGCCUUGCAUACUGUCAGGUGUUGCCAUUUCUCGCAUACAUACGAGCGGACACAGUUGUACCUCGAACCUGCGACGAAUUUCAUUAAGGUGGCACUUUGACUUGCCCAAGAACUCCAAGACGUCCAAAGUUGACCUCAAACGAGGACACGACUGUCACACAUCCUACAUGGUGGAAUGGAUGCGAUUACGAUCGGUUUUCUUCUGCUUGAACAUAAGGUAUGGCCAAGAAAUCUAAUGUCGGAAAGCGUGCAAUCGGGGCGGGCGGAUCCUCACACAGUUAUUUGCGCCACGUGACAGUGAGGAUUUGCAGGCCAGCGCAGCUGCUGGGAUGAAAGAAUUUGACGUGCCGGUUAUCGUCGCAGAGCACGACCUGCCGGAAACAGCUUCCCAUGCGUCAGAUCCCGGCGCUCUCACCCCGGUUGAAGAGGUAAAUAGAGGAGGAAGUGGAAGAGGACAGAUUUGGGAAAUCGACGGCAAGGAAGUGCUUGCCAUCAGAAUGGCUCCUGAGACACUUAUGACUGAGUAGUUAAUCUUCAUUAUGUUGCAAACUCGGUGUGCAAAGUACGGAAACUGUCAUCUAGAAUGUUGUUAUCAUCGCGAUGACGUUCAAGCCCAUGCCCAGAUGAUAUGCAAAAUGCAUAGCCCAAUCCACAUAUGUAAUCUUGCGAUGCAACAUAUAGAUAUACAUAGCCAUAGACAGAGGCAGUAGCACCUCUAAUGAGUCGACGUAUGUGCAUGGUCGCAGAACCAGAAGGUGCAAGCCCACGACUUUGAUCAGCUUCGAGGACACUGACGAUCGUGCUCUUUUCUUGAGAGUACUUUAUUAGGCUACUGCUCAUGUCCCGUUCAUGUUUUUCAUCCCUUCUCCAGGCUUAUGACCUUCCUGCAUUUGGCGGAAGUGAAGCGAUAGAAAUUUGGGAUCUUGUUUUUUCAGUAUUGUCGGCACUUACACCAUGCCUAAACCCAAUUCUGAAAUUCUAACAAGUUCAAAAGCGAAUUGGAGGACUGGUUAGUGAGAAAACACCAAUAAUCAUCACUGUCAGCAUAUGCGAUAUCUCCGUGGGUCGGCCACCGAAGGGCCAAACCUUCUUGAGCUGCAGUUGAGAAGGGUUUAUGCGGAUCGAGUAUGGGACGAUGUGGCACAACGCUGUCAGCGGUCUCCGAACGGAAAUGCAGUUCUUGAUACAUUGAACACGCUGGAACCGAUCGUAGCGUGGUCCAGUCGUGCGGUGUUGGUUUCUUCGGAGCAAGGAGAUGAUGGGGAUUGUGAAGAACGGAGUCCGAAGACUGUGACUCCAAUUGUAGAUCAACAGAAUCGAAGACGUUUCUGGCUUAUGCUUUUGAUGAACGACUAGUUGGGGUCAUGAACAAGACCAUGAUUAGAUUCUCGCGAAUAAUUUCCAAGAAAUAGUAACUUGUACAGCUGUAUGCAUAGACAACUGGAAAUGAUGAGGCACCCUUUUUUGAUAACUUUGGAACCGCGGAGAUGUAGUGUGACCAUUCUAUUCAUCAUGAUGUAGGACACACAUGAUUGAACAUGACAC
This is a messenger RNA of Amoebophrya sp. A25, 1906 nucleotides long. The record is from the annotation of a GenBank genome assembly. NCBI's taxonomy places the organism in Eukaryota, Dinophyceae, Syndiniales, Amoebophryaceae.